Messenger RNA from Dreissena polymorpha, 884 nucleotides. RefSeq lists its product as uncharacterized. NCBI's taxonomy places the organism in Eukaryota, Metazoa, Mollusca, Bivalvia, Myida, Dreissenidae. The coding region runs from base 316 to 708 and encodes 130 amino acids. The transcript has 4 exons. Gene Ontology annotation, molecular function: calcium ion binding. The record is from RefSeq and is a predicted model, not a curated record.
AAGCAUACAGCAUCUCCGAUAUGGGUCAUUUGCAAGUGACCGGAGUGAUUGAAUAAGUGGACUGACUGGAUACAAUUAGUUGGUCAUCUCAGCGGACUGUACAUGUUUAUCGCCAAUUAAUUUAUUUGUAUGAUUAAGAUUCGUUUUGAAUAUAAAUUGAAACACUAUAAACACUGAGCAGAAAUACACAUUAAAAAAAAAUUAAAAUUGAAUUUUUCGAUGACACAAUUUUUCCUUCAUGGACUUAUAUCUUCAUUAUAACAUUAAUACUCAGUUGUUUUUUUCCGUUUAGUUACCUUGAUAAGAACAAGAGACAUGUGGAAUUCGCUGAUAUAUUUAGGCGCCAUUGUCCUGGCGAGGUUUACUGUUUGCGCAAUUCAGGACCAAGGGAUGAUGUCUGUAAAUGACGAUGUAAAUAACAAUGUUUUGCUAAAUGAAUAUAGGGAUAUAAUCAGACAAUAUGACGACACUAAAAAACCAACUGUGUAUCACUUUGCAACGCACGCCCUCUGCAAACAUCCAACUGGGAAAAUACAGUUUUUUAAAGCGCUUGAACACCAUUUAACCGACGUUCCGGACAGGCUGAAGAUCCAGUUUAUUCUUGAUCUCUGUGAUAAACGCGAUGGCACACUUGAUGAAUGGGUGAAGGAAAUAUUCGACACAGACGGUGAUGGAUACAUCUCCAAAGAUGAAAGGCGAAAUCUGUGAUCAUCAGUCUCACAUUGUGCAAAUUAAUAGUGGAGUCAAUGUGAACAUCCACAUCCUUGAGAUAUGUCGCUUAACAGACAAACGACUGGAUAGACAAUAAUGACCUCACACAGGCUUUAAGCCACAGUCUUUAAAUAUACUACAAGGGUUUCGUUGAAAUCGUUUUAAUGGAUAUC